AAAAUCGCAAUAUCGUCACAAUAAACUUCAUGUACAUAACCACAAAUUCCAGAAGCAUUGCGAACAACUUAUAUAUCAAGAGUAUCAAGAUAAAUAGAUAUAUUAUUACAUGAUAAACUGUAGUGAAAGUCGUAGUUCACUAUAGAUAACAUUAUCCAUCCACAAGUUUGAAUUAAUUGAAUAAUAUUUUAUUAGAUUAUACUAUCACAAUAGCAUUGUUUAGUGAGAAAUUGUGAAAUACGUAGACAAACCUUGAAGGGAUUGAACACAUAAGGUUACUAUCUGUUUGAUUGUCAUAACAAAGUCAGCUGUUUUGUGGCAUUUCCUUUCUCAUAACAGAGAAGUUCGGAAUAUUUCAGUUUUAAUAUUUAUUGCCAGUGUAAAUAGUAUAUGAUUUUUCAACAUCAGGUAGGCUAUAACGAUUUUUAAAAGAUCAUUUAAGUUGAACUGAUGAUGUCUCAAGCCCAACAGAGGAGUUGGGCUCCUCUGAGCUUCAAAACUAGGCUCCUCAUUUAUUUAUUUUUCUUCACUUUGCUUUCCAGUUUGUUGUUUCUGAGGGGCCGCAGAGAAGUUCUUACAGAUCAUGAAUGGGAUGUAUUGAUCUUUACCCAGCACUGGCCAAACACAGUGUGUAUGACUUGGGAAGAAAAAAACCCAUCAAACAACAGUUGUCGACUUCCUAAAGAGAAAGACAUCUGGACCAUUCAUGGCAUUUGGCCGACCAAGCUGGGUACAAUUGGACCACUGUACUGUAAUUCAUCAUAUCACUUCAACGCCACUCAGUUGGCCUCUAUAGAAAGCAACCUGACAGAAUAUUGGAUAGAUGUGGAGGUUCCUCAGCCAGCCAACUCAUUCUGGAAACAUGAGUGGCUCAAGCAUGGCACCUGUUGUUCUGCUCUACCCAACAUGAGCACAGAAUUAAAAUAUUUCAAAGCCGGCCUUGAAUGGUUAGACAAGUACAACAUGAAGAAUGUUUUGGAUAAGGCUGGACUCUAUCCAGACACAAAUACCAGCACUGACUUGACCACGAUCUGGCUUGGAAUCAAAACUGGUUUAGGUGUCAAUCCGUCCAUUCACUGCAUCCACGAUAAGAAAACCGGCCAGUAUUACCUUCAAGAAAUCAGAAUCUGUUUCGACAAGUCUCUUCAGCUGACGGAUUGUGAUGGUAUCCGUUCACGACGGAUGUUCCGCUGGCAGCCUCUUGGAAACUGCCCCAAUGAAAAACCCAUUUUCUACCCCAAUACUAUUCCCCCUCGCUCCCGCAAGCCUCUGCCCCCUCCCCCUGAUAAUUCUGUCAUAUCUCUUCUAAAGGUCAUCCAGUUUGUGAUGUGGUUAACUUCCUAAAUGUCACAUUAUGCCUGUUGUUCAUUGUGCCUUAGUAGACAACUAUUGAAUGUUUUAUCUCUUUAUCCGACAAGACAAUUAUUAUCAUUAAAAAUUCUUUAUAAACUACUUGGGUAGUUGCCAUCUACGGAAGUUAUUUUAUUUCUGCAUGUUACUGAAUGGUUUAGUUUUACAAAUAAA
Messenger RNA from Homalodisca vitripennis (glassy-winged sharpshooter), 1524 nucleotides. It is a transcript of the gene RNaseX25, whose product is annotated as ribonuclease Oy. Gene Ontology annotation, molecular function: ribonuclease T2 activity; RNA binding. Gene Ontology annotation, cellular component: extracellular region. Gene Ontology annotation, biological process: RNA catabolic process. NCBI's taxonomy places the organism in Eukaryota, Metazoa, Arthropoda, Insecta, Hemiptera, Cicadellidae. The transcript is spliced from 6 exons. Bases 451 to 1344 code for a protein of 297 amino acids. The record is from RefSeq and is a predicted model, not a curated record.